This is a messenger RNA of Acanthosepion pharaonis, 2811 nucleotides long. Lineage: Eukaryota; Metazoa; Mollusca; Cephalopoda; Sepiida; Sepiidae. The record is from the annotation of a GenBank genome assembly.
AUGCGACCGCAAGCAUUAAUGACUAAGAUCUAUCUAUCUAUCUAUCUAUCUAUCUAUCUAUCUAUCUAUCUAUCUAUCUAUCUGUCUGUCUGUCUGUCUGUCUUCUCUCUCUCUCUCUUUCUUACCAAUCUCCUUGAGUCUCUUUCUUUCUCUCUUUCUCUUCUCUUUCUCUUCUUCUGCAUUUUACUUUGCGUCGUUCUCUAUAUUAAUCGAUCAAAUGCCUAUUCAAAAAGAUGCUUAGGUUUUUGGAAUCACUCUAGUUGCCAAGUUACCAAAAAAGACUGUGUCAUUAAAACUGAGACAAAGGAAUUCGACUGUAAAAAUCAAGCCUGGGAAAUAAAUCCUGGCGUCAGUUUUAAAUAUAAUAUUACACUUAAAAGGCGAGUAAGUUAUGUCUGUGAAGGUUGCUGUUGUCCGACUGUUAAAAAAGAUUUAAAAUACUACCAAAACACAUGUCCAAACUGUAUGAAGCUUUGGUCAAACCCAGUGGAAAAGGGAAUAAUAAAACUGAGUGGCAAUCAUAUCAUUAUGGAAGAGGCAUUACAAGAUGGGCAAUUUUUGAAAAUUCUUAUCAAAGAUGACUUUCCAGAAUCAAUUGAAUUGUGUCUUGAUGAGGGAAAAACAAAAUGCAAGUUGCACACCAGCAAUGAGACAUGGACGAUUAUUGACUCAAACAAAAAUUGGACUGAUUAUUUUGAAAAAUCAAUAACGAAUGGAUACAUAACAGUAAAACAACCAAGGGAUCAAAUUGACAUUAAAUUGGCUAUCAAGCAAAAACGUUUGAAUGUGACGUAUAUUCACUUUAUAAAUGUUUCGGUGUCAAAAAGAACAGAGAAAACGAAAUGUUUUACUUGUUUGGCACCUGAAGAUGUUACCACUUUGACCACUCUGAGAUCUCCAGAGGCAUCAGUAGAGGCAAGGGAAAUGCAGAAUGGCAGCCCAAAUGUCAUUUAUUCAAGCAGUCAAAGAACCAGUCAAAUGUCUACUACUACUGCAAAUGCAUAUGUACAACCUAACUUAAGAGAGGAACUCAAAUCAGCUGGUAAUACAUCAGAGAAAAGAAUAAGUACUGUGGCCAAAUUUGUGGGAAAAUAUAAGACUCUAAAAGAAGACAACAUUGCUGUAGCUGUGAGAGAAUUAAGCAAUGUGACAAAAGAUAGCACCAGUGAAAAUAUCACAAAGGAUUUCAUAGAUGUUGUUGAUCAUGUAGUAUCAACUAAUAACAUUGAAAGUUGGAAAAAUCUCACACAAAAGAAUGUCCAGCCUUCCAAUGUCAUGAAUGCCACUGAUUCUUACUUUGAUGGUGUAACCAGACAUAUGAAUGUUGGAGACAAAACUAAAGAAAUUCAAAAAAACAAUAUUAUUUUGCAUUAUGGAAGUGUUUCAAAGCAAAGAGCCCAAAUUCUCAACUCAUAUCAAAUUUCUUCAAGUGCCAUAAUUAAUAUUCCACAACAACUUCUCCAAACAACAACAUCUGAAAAUAUUCGUUACAGUUUUGUGUAUUACAAAACAUUAUCUAUUGUGAUGAAAACAAGAGCAACCUUUUGGAAAGAAAAGGAUUCUCAAAGUGAACGAUUGAAUUCUGGCAUUCUGUCAAUCUCCUUGUAUUCACAGCUCAAGUAUCCUCUGAAAAAAAAUAUCAAUUUUGCUUUGAAUCACAUUAAGAGAUCAAAUUUGAAGCUUGUUUGUGCUUACUGGAAUUUUUCAUAUAAAUCACGAAUCACUGGGUUUUGGGGAAGAUGGGAAACAAGAGGCUGCCAUGUUGUUUCUCAGAACCAAACAUGCACAACAUGUUCUUGCAACCACCUCACCAACUUUGCCCUCUUGAUGAGCACUCAUUCAAAGGUUGUGAAUGACAAAUUUACAACAGCUAUUUCUUUGAUAAGCGGAAUAAUUUCCAUUUUGGCAGUUCUUAUUACUAUUGCAUGUUAUGCUGCACUUUGGCCGAAUAUUACCCAGAAUCCUGUGAAUCGAUCAAGAGCAAUUAUCCUCAUGAACCUUUGUGUGGCUCUGAUAAUUGCCAAUAUUAUUUUUCUUGCUGGAAGUCAAGAAUACAAAAAUAAAGUUGCAUGUAAAGUGAUAUCUGUUUUACUGCAUUUCUUCUACUUGUCAGUCUUCUUCAGCAUGUUGAUGGAAGGACUCGAUAUGCUUAUCACUGUCAUAUUAGUCUUCAGCAAGAAAAUCAAGGUCAAGUGGUUAAUUCUUGGAACCUGGAUUUUUCCACUUUUGAUUGUUGGCAUCAGUUUAUCAAUCAAGUUUGAUAAUUAUGGAGAUUAUAAUCAUUGUUGGCUUUCUGUAAAUAAUGGACUCCGAUGGGCAUUUAUAGGACCUGCAUUUUUUAUUAUAUUUAUAAAUGCUAUAAUUUUCAUUAUUGUAAUCAGUCGAAUGUUACAGACACAAGAAAUGAUGCAAAAGACAGUCCAAGAGAGAAUCAGGUCUGGUAUUCGUGGAAUUGCCUUACUUUCUCCAAUUCUUGGUUUUACAUGGAUUGCAGGAUUUUUUCUGGUUCAUGAAAAUAUUACAUUGCAAUACAUUUUCAUCAUUUGCCAUUCUUUACAGGGCAUAUGUAUCUUCUUCUUACACUGUUUAUUCAGUAGACAAGUGAGAGAAGGUUUCUGUCAAUGGUUACAAAAGAAGAGUUAUUUUAAUGAGCUUUCAAAUUCAUCAUUAAAAUGUGUGGGACUGGACCAAACAAACAUGACACGAACCAUGAGUACAGCCCAAAGUUUAGAUGAGUUGGAUUCCUACCAAAACAAGCUUUCAGAAUUUCGGCCACGAAAGUCUCAGGACUUUUUAAUUCCUGGUAAAUGA